GGAAUGGUUUUGUGAGUUGGACGCAGAGUAAAGAAUAUGAUGUAAAAUCUGAUCAAGAAAAUUCAGGAACUACGAUUCAUGUCAAACAUGGAGAAGAUUUUAAAAAGGAAAUCGAUGCUAAUACGUAUACGCAUCCAGCGUUUAUAGUUAAAAACCCUAUAGUUUGGAUACCACAAGAUCUUACUGGAUUAUAUUUAGAAGAAUUUUCAGGAUGUCAAGAAUUUGGAUUAAAUGUUACUUAUAAAGGCGCUAUAAUAAAUGAAAAAUUUAAAGUUGAAGUGGAUCUUGAAACUGCACCUAACAUUAAAGAUGAACUUUACGUAGAAAGUUCGGAAAGUUCGGAAAUAAUGAUAAAAGAUUCAGCAAAU
Molecule: messenger RNA, 368 nt
Organism: Scutellospora calospora
Lineage: Eukaryota; Fungi; Glomeromycota; Glomeromycetes; Diversisporales; Gigasporaceae
Source: the annotation of a GenBank genome assembly